Molecule: messenger RNA, 4869 nt
Organism: Camelus dromedarius (Arabian camel)
Lineage: Eukaryota; Metazoa; Chordata; Mammalia; Artiodactyla; Camelidae
Gene: SCARF1
Product: scavenger receptor class F member 1
Exons: 11
Coding region: 34-2538 (834 amino acids)
Biological process (GO): heterophilic cell-cell adhesion; dendrite development; neuron remodeling
Cellular component (GO): membrane
Molecular function (GO): low-density lipoprotein particle binding; scavenger receptor activity
Source: RefSeq, a predicted model, not a curated record
ACUAACCCAAGCCUUCCUGCUAUACUGGCCGCCAUGGGGAUCAGGCUGCUGUUCCCUCUACUGCUGCUCUGGACUCGGGGGACCCAGGAGUCUGAGCUGGACCCCAGAGGGCAGCACGUCUGCAUGGCUGGCAGCCCCUCUGUUGAGCUCCAGUGCUGCCCAGGGUGGAGGCAGAAAGAUCGCGAAUGCACCAUCCCUAUUUGCGAGGGGCUGGACGCCUGUCGGGAAGACGAGGUAUGUGUGAAACCAGGCCUCUGUCGAUGCAAACCUGGAUUCUUCGGGGCCCAGUGCAACUCCCGCUGCCCGGGCCAGUACUGGGGCCCCGACUGCCGCGAGAGCUGCUCCUGCCACCCGCAUGGCCAGUGCGAGCCGGCCACAGGCGUGUGCCACUGCCAACCCGAACGCUGGGGCGCCCGCUGCGAGUUCGCGUGCGCCUGCGCCCCCCACGGACGUUGCAACCCCGAGACCGGCGCGUGCAGCUGCGAGCCCGGCUGGUGGUCGUCCACGUGCCGCCGCCCGUGCCAGUGCAACCCAGCGGGGGCGCGCUGCGAUCCGGCCACCGGCUCCUGCCUGUGCGAGCCGGGCUGGUGGGGCCGCCGCUGCAGCUUCCGCUGCUCGUGCCACGGCUCACCGUGCGCGCAGGAGUCGGGCCGCUGCGCCUGCCGGCCGGGCUGGUGGGGCCCCGAGUGCCGGCAGCCGUGCCAGUGCGUGCGCGGCCGCUGCAGCGCCGCCUCCGGCCAGUGCGCCUGCCCGCCCGGCUUCCGCGGCGCGCGCUGCGAGCUGCCCUGCACCCCGGGCCGCUACGGGCCGCAGUGCCGCGACAGCUGUGGCCACUGCAAGCAGAAUGAGCCAUGCUCUGCAGACACAGGCAGCUGUGAGUCCUGCGAGCCAGGCUGGAAUGGGACCCAGUGCCACCAGCCCUGCCCUCCUGGCACCUUUGGCGAUAACUGCAGGCAGCAGUGCCCCCACUGCCGGCUUGGGGAGGCCUGUCAGCCAGACACUGGGCAGUGUCAGCGCUGUGACCCUGGCUGGCUGGGGCCCAGGUGUGAAGACCCCUGCCCGAUUGGCACCUUUGGGGAAGGCUGUGGCUCUACCUGCCUGCCCUGUGCCCAGGGGGCCUGUGAUGCUGUGACUGGGGAGUGUGUCUGCAAUGCUGGCUACUGGGGACCCAGCUGCAACACUUCGUGCCCAUCUGGCUUCCAUGGAAACAACUGCUCUGUUCCCUGCGAAUGCCCCGAGGGAACCUGCCACCCGGUCUCUGGGGCCUGCCAGCUGGGAUCUCACAGCCAGGAUGCCGCCCUCAUCGCGGGCAUCCUCGUGCCUCUGCUGCUGCUCCUCCUGGCCAUCGCCUGCUGUGCCUGCUGCUGCUGGGCUGCCCGGUUGGACCCCAAGGACAGGCCAGCAGGAGAUGGAACUGCUCUGUCCAGGAUGAAGCUGCAGGUCUGGGGGGCACUGACCUCCAGCCUGGGCUCUGCGCUGCCCUGCAGUUCCCUCAGCAGCCACAAGCUUCCCUGGGUGACAGUCUCGCACCACGACCCGGAGAUCCCCUUCAACCACAGCUUCAUCGAGCCGCCCUCUGCCGGCUGGGCCUCGGAUGACUCUUUCUCUUCUGAUCCCGAGUCUGGAGAAGAGGAUGAGGGUCCUGCCUACUGCGUGCCACCCCAUGAAGGGAUGGUCCCUGUAGCCCAAGCAGAGUCACCCGAGGCCAGCCUGGCCGGAGGCCCCUUCCCUCCUCCUGAGGACGCCUCCACACCAUUCGCCAUCCCGCGCACAUCCAGCCUAGCACGGGCCAAACGGCCCUCGGUCUCCUUUGCUGAAGGUACCAAGUUUGCACCACAGAGUCGCCGAAGCUCAGGGGAGCUCUCCAGCCCGCUCCGAAAGCCCAAGAGGCUCUCCCGGGGGACCCAGCCAGGUCCUGAAAGUCAGGAGGCUGAGGAGCCCAUGAGCCCAGAGCAAACGGAAACAGACGGCGCCCCUCCUGGUGCUGCCAGCCCCAGGGAUUCAGCCAUUGGCCGCCGCCGGCUCCUGCUUGCUGGCCGGACAGUGGCUGAGCGUGUGGAAGCCAUCGAGGGCAGUGUCCAGGAGGGCUCAGGCUCUGUGACCACGAUCUACAUGCUGGCAGGGACACCACAGGGAUCUGAGGGCCCCGUCCAGUCUGUCCUCCGCCGUUUUGGUAGCUUCCAGAAAGGCCAGGCAGAGCCCAGGGUCAAGAGUGCCAUCCCUAAGCCUCCACGCAGGGCCCUGAGUCGGAACAAGGGCAGCCCCGGGCUGGCCCCUGGCUCUGCCAGUCUGAGCCCCAGCUCAGCCCCGAAAGAGGAGCUGCCUGGGACCUUAGAGUCUGCAGGGACCAGGCCAGAGGAAGUGGCCAGGGGGUUGGGGGAUGGCACCAAGAGCUCAGGGAGGGGCCAGGAGCUGGCCCCUGGGGAUGGUCCCCUGGAACAGGAUCCCCAGAAGCUGACUGGCGAGGAAGGGCAGGAGGAGCCCCAGUAUGAGAAUGUUGUACCCAUCUCUGGGCCACCAGACCCCAGAGGACCUUGAAUUUCAUGAGUGGUAAGACAAUGGAUAGGGGCAGGCAUCCAAACUGCCUAGGAUCAGAUUGUAUUCUGCGCUGGAAAAAGAUUCUAGGGCCAGGAAAGGCAUACCAGCGCCUCUGUCUUUCCACAGGGACUCAUCAGAGUUGAAGGCCAGUUGGCUCUGGGCCCUGGCAGUGCUCUGGGAGAGGUAUGGAAGGCCUAAGCAGAGGCCCCCCAGGAUGGGGUCAGGAAGGGGGAAGAGAUGGCAGCAGGGACUUUUUCUCUGUUGUCCUGGACUCUGUUUGCCCCCAAAGGCUAUUCUUUCCUUCACUUGUAACACAUUUUUCUGAAAUGGGAAACAACCUAAAUGUUUGACAAUAAAAGAUUGGUUAAAGAAAUAUUCCUUAUGAAAGGUUCCUAAACAACCACAAUAAAUCAUGUUGUGUAAGAGUGUUUUUAAUAUGGGAGAAUGUUUAGGUUCGCUAUACUGUUAAGUGUAAAAUGCAACUUUUCUUUUUACAAAUUUCAUUCCUUUUUGCUUCAGAAUACACGUUUAGAAUGCUUCCGUUUUGUGUAGAUUUUGUGACUUUUACGGACUUUCUUUUAAAAUGAUGUGUAUGCAUAAAAAAGAUUCGAGGGAAAGGGAUCAAAUGGCAUUUUUCUCUGGGAGAUGAGAUUGUGGCUGGUAUUUAUUUUCUUCCUACAUUUUUGCAUAAUUUGCAAAUUUUCUACAGUGAACAGUCUUUUUACUUUUCUCACUAGAUUGAAUUUUUAAGGAAAUUUUAAAAGCUGUGUUCUUUGCUAAAAAUAAAAAGUACUAACAUUUCAGACAUGUCUAAAGUAACAAUGAGAUUUCCCUUCUCCCCAGAAGAUUCUGAGGGGUGAGGAAGGGGCUAGACUUAAUUUUCACGGAAUGCCUGUUGGUCUUGUUCUGAAUUCUUUCCUCACACACUUGUAUUACCCAGUCAGGAAAUAAAGAGCAAACCCCUCUGUCCCAGUGUGCAGAGAAUCUCAUGAACAGUCUAGAUGCUUCCUUUCAGAUGUUUUUCUGUGCGUGUGAAAACAAAAGGACGUACUGUUCCGGAAUUUGCUUUUUUACUUAACAAUAUAUCCUGGCUAUCUUUUGAUGUCAGUAAAUAUAAAACUACCUCUUUUUUUUUUUUUUUAUAGAAAAUGGCUACAUGGGAUCCCAUCAGGUGGAAAUAACACAAGUUAUUUUAACUAUCCCCAACCUACAGGGAUUUGAGUUGUUUCUAAUUGUUUUAAUAUAAUAAAUGAUGAUGCAGUGUACAACUUGGUCCAUAUACAUAUACAUAUAAUUUUUUUUGCACUUGUGCUAGUUUUUCUGUAGAAGAGAUUCCUAGAAGUGAAAUUACUGCGUUAUGGGGUAAGAACAUCAUAAACUGCCCUCCAAAGAAAUUGUAUGUCUUUGUGUUCUCAUAAGUGAUGUUGGUAUCUAUUUCCCCACACCAAAUCUGAUAGAUUAAAAAAGGUAUCUCAUUGUUUUAGCACAAUGAAAGUAAAUAACUAAAGUAAUAACAUGUUAAAACUUCUUAAAAAGUUAAACUCUUUGUACAGAUAAAAGUCUUUCAUUUGUAUUUUCGAGCCAUCAAAAAUGGUAUCAUUAAAAUGUGAAUUUCUAUGAUUAUUCUAGGACUGACCUUCUUUCCAUGUCUUUAACAGUUAUUUGUAUUCUUCCUAUAGAUGAGCUGGUUAUAUUCUUCCCCUAAUUUCCUAUUGAGUUGUUCCUCUUUUUCUCACUGAUUUAUAGAUGCCUUUGUAUGUAUCAAGGAUAUUAAUUCUUUGCCCAGUUUGUGAUUGGUCUUUCAAUGCUGUUUAUAGUUUCUUUCUUCUUUUUCUCUAUAGAAAUUAAAAUUUUACAUUUAGACAAGUCUUUUUCUUUUUGACUUCUGGGUUUAAUGUCAUGUUUCACAGAAAGAUGAAAAGAUCUUCUCUACCUCAAAAUCAGUGAAAUAAUCUUCUACAUUUUCUUCUACUAUAGGUUACAGAUGUACAAUAUGGUGACUGACAAUCUUUAAAGAUUAUGCUUCAUUUGUAGUUAUUGUAAAAUAUUGGCUAUAUUUCCUGGGUUGAACUAUAUCUCUUUUUAGCUUAUUUUAUAUGUAACAGUUUAUUUCUUUAUGAUUUGCCAGCAGUGCUGGUGUGGGGGCUUUAACACUCCUGACAAAAAGACUGACCAAAAAACCCAACCCUCCGGCAUUUCAAAUCUCAGUUCUGACAUACUUAUUUUGUGACUUUGGAAAUGUUACUUAAAGCCUGUAUUUUCAUCUGAAAAAUGGGGAUGUGCCUAUCUCCCAGGGCUACCGUGGGAAUUAAAUGACACAAAGUAUGUAAA